Molecule: messenger RNA, 849 nt
Organism: Aphis gossypii (cotton aphid)
Lineage: Eukaryota; Metazoa; Arthropoda; Insecta; Hemiptera; Aphididae
Exons: 5
Coding region: 1-849 (282 amino acids)
Source: RefSeq, a predicted model, not a curated record
AUGAAUAAUAAUUUACAAUUUAAUCUUCGAUUGUUGCUGGAUGAAGAAGUUCGAGAAAUACAAUACAACCAAGAGCAGAGAACAUCGUGUGCUACCCUUAAAAUAGAAAGACUCUUAAGUCGUAGCCGAAUUCUGCUGUUCGAUUUCUUGCUCAAGGUGCUUACCAAAGAGGCGUGGGUAAAGAAACUAACAUUGGCUUAUCCCAACCUUAAGUUUCGUACACGAUUCCAUAUUCCUGGAGUAAUUGGAGUAAUCGAUGGCUCACAAAUUGGUAUAUUCCCUCCUUCAACCAAUCAUAAUCAGUACCCUGAAUUUGUAUAUGUAAAUCGGAAAGAUUUAUAUGAAAAAAUAUGGAAAAAUUCCAUCAAUACCCAGUUGAUAGUUGAUCAUACCUACCGUAUACUGAAUGUAAAUGCCAAGUUUCCUGGAUCCACACACGAUUCUCACAUUUGGAAAAUGUCGUUAAUUAGAAACCAUUUAAAGCCUUGGUUACUUACACCAUUCAGUAAUCCAGGAGAUGGAAGCCCAGAAAGUAGGUUUAAUGUUAAAUUCACUUUAGGUAGAUCAGUUGUGGAACGAGCUAUUGGUAUGUUAAAAGGUCGCUGGAGACGCCUUUGCAAACAAAGAAUGUUGCAUUAUAAACCAACAAUUGCAAGUAAAAUUAUAAAUGCCUGCGCAGUUCUCCACAAUAUUUGUAUUGAAAAUUUUGAUGCCGCUUAUGAAGAUGAAGAGUAUGAUGAACCUUAUAACGCCAAUGACUUAAUACAUUUUCCAGCAGGAAAUGCUCUUCACACAGAGAGUAAUAAUAAUCGAUCAGAAAUUAUGGAUUAUAUUAAUCGUGUUCAAUAA